AGCCAAUGCAGUACAGAAAUCAAUAACUUAAAGUUGAACUAUGAAUCUCAGAUCCAUGUCAGUCAUACCAAAAUCCAAAGGCUUUUGGCCCAGAGGGAGGAUGAUACAGCUCAGCUUCAGAUGCAAUAUGACAGGAUACAGGCAGAGAGGAGGGAUAGGGAGGAGGAGCUCAGGAGGUUCAAGAUGUCAAUCAACCAUGUGGAGGAACAAAAGAAAAAGGCAGAAGAAGAAGCUCAUCGCCAGUGCUCAAUCAUCACAGAAGAAGAGUUCAGGAGAAGAGAACUGGAAAUAGAGAUUGAGAUCCUGAUCAAGCAGAGAGAAGAGGAAAGCUGUAAGUACAAGAAGGACCUGGUUGAGGUUAGAGAGGACCUACAAGAGAAGACUGAGCAACUAACCUAUGUCUCCCACAGUCUGGAGGAGGAGAUCCGUAGAAGGAGAACCGCAGAAGAAGGACAAGGUGUGCUUGAACAGACUUUGACCCAACUUCAAGCAAAGCUAACUAGUUCAGCAAUGGCUGUGACCCAACUAAGGGAAAGUGAAGCAGACCUUCAGAAUGUUUGUUUGAGGCUGGAAAGAGAAAACAGGGAUCGGGGUAGAGUAGAAGAAAACCUGAGCCGGUUGCUGGGCCGCAUCAAGGACCUUCAAGCUGUGAGAGAUGGCUUAGAGAUCCAGUUAGACAAUUUAAGAAAAGCUAACCAAGAGGAAGUGUCCAGAAGAAGGCAGAUAGAGACAGAGUUAGAAAAUACCACUAUGGCUAUGAGAGAAUACUCUUGCACCAUUACUGCAUUACGCCAAAGCCAAGAGCAAGCCAACACAUCAGAAAGGAGAGGUGAAAGACAGUGUGUCAUGCUGCAAGACGAGCUAGAGAGAAGCUUGAAAGACAACAAGACCUCUGCAGCACAGUUAUCGCAAUUGAGCACUGAGCUAAAAGCCCUGCAGCAUCAACUCUUCCUGGAGCAAGCAAGACUUAAAGAGGUGAACCAAAGAAACAAGGGACUGCAAAGAACAAUUGAAGAGAAGAGUAAAGCUCUGGAUGAGAAUUGCACUGAGCUUCAAACUCUGAAGGAGAAUACUGACACCUUAAUGAAAGAAAGGCUAAUGCUGGAGGAGGAGCUUAGGGCAACCCGACAUGAUAAAGCUGAAGUUUUGAGAUUCAAACAGGAAAGUCACGAUCAACUUUCCUCCCAAAUUACUGCCUUGGAGCUGCAGCUGCAGGCCCGUGAGCGCAGCAAUGUUGACUACCGCAACCUUGUCUCAGAGCUCUCCUUGGAGAGGGAAAACCUCAAACUGGAGACUAAGAAAAUACAAAUGCAGACGACUGAGGUACAUGGACGCCUGGACCCUACCCCCAGUCUGCUCCCCUCUUUCCAGUUUAUGGAUCAUAAUCAAGCAGUCAUUACUGUCACUGAGACAUUACUCUUUUCUUGCAUGAACAUCUGAAUUAUUUUCUAUAGUUGCUUCUCACUUAGUGUCUGACAUUUUCUGUAGAUUUUCCUAAAAUGUUGGUAUGCUGUGUACAAGGUAAAGAAAAACAUACGGUAGAUCCUCUUUGAAUUUUUUGCCUGUAACAUAUUCCUGAUUAAUACAGGGGUAUGAUUUCUGUUGAACAGUAAUUCUGGACACUGAUUCUUAAAAUUUAUCCCCACGCUUGCUUUUCAUGCCAAUACUACAAAAAUACUACUAUUUUAGGGUUACCAUCCAGUGUUUCACGUGAUCGGGGUAACACGAUCGCUCCUUGACACUUAAAUAUGACUAUAUGAUUAUGGUACAUAUGUUUUUCAUACAGUAUCAUUUAGACCAGUGGUUGUCAAUUACUUUCUGUCAUGCCUCCACUGGGGGAUGGAAAUGUUUUGAAGCACUGAUAUUGACAGCAGCAAUUGGAGGACACCUGUUUGGAAACAAUGUGGUCAUCUGUGACCAUGUAUUUUCAUCAGGUUUUUCUUUUUCUGCCUUAUCCCAUCUACUUCUCAUUGUGUUGCAGGCAUUAAAUUCAGAAUCAUUGUAUACUUAUCUGGUCGUGGACCUGCUCCAUAGAGCGAUAACAAUACAAUCUAAUCUAACCAACCUGAAUUACAAGAAGAAACUGUGAUUUGAAAUUUAAAUAUUGUAUCUCUGAUAUAAGUAAAAAGUUUUCUUUAUUUCAGACAGCAUCCUAAAUUUUAAAAUCAGGAGCUUGAAAUGAACUGCAUGACUUGUUUUCAAGUGUGCUGUGUCUUACUGUUAGUUGACCUAUAGUAUUUACACUGUAUUCUACUGCUAUCACUCUGUUUAGAAAUAUCUAGCCUGCACUGUUUCACUUGAUUUGUCCUUUGCCUAUAGAGUCCCAUCAAUUGCUAAUUUUGUUAUUUUAAUGAAGUAUACUUGAACAUAUCUGGAGUUUGUCCUGUUUUGAGACAAGAGAACAUCCAUCCUUC
Messenger RNA from Dunckerocampus dactyliophorus (ringed pipefish), 2414 nucleotides. RefSeq names its product desmoplakin-B-like. The record is from RefSeq and is a predicted model, not a curated record. The transcript has a single exon. Lineage: Eukaryota; Metazoa; Chordata; Actinopteri; Syngnathiformes; Syngnathidae. Bases 121 to 1440 code for a protein of 439 amino acids.